Molecule: messenger RNA, 4795 nt
Organism: Astyanax mexicanus (Mexican tetra)
Lineage: Eukaryota; Metazoa; Chordata; Actinopteri; Characiformes; Acestrorhamphidae
Gene: dsg2.1
Product: desmoglein 2, tandem duplicate 1
Exons: 14
Coding region: 123-3650 (1175 amino acids)
Biological process (GO): homophilic cell-cell adhesion
Cellular component (GO): plasma membrane; desmosome
Molecular function (GO): calcium ion binding
Source: RefSeq, a predicted model, not a curated record
GGUGGAUCUCUAUCAGUGAUCGCUCUCUCUGGGGCUGGUAGUAGGUGGUGAUAGUCCGCUUCUCGGCUCGGGGGAGUAAAGUUGUGUGUGAUUGCCGCAGGAGCUCCGCGGCUCUCCCGGAUAUGGCUCGGUCUGUGUGCGCAGCGCUGUGUCUCCUCUGUUUCGCUUUAUCGCAUGUAUUUGAAUCUGAAGCCAGAAAGGAGUCCUCUUUAGUUCUUCGCAGGCAUAAGAGGGAAUGGAUUGUUCCUCCACAAGUUCUGGAGGAGAAUGUGGACUACACCAAGAAGGAAUUCAUUGCUAGAAUUCGCUCAGACAAGGAUGAUGGACAAAAAAACUUAGUGAGAUAUGCUCUAAGAGGAGUUGGAGUGGAUCAGCCACCCUUUAACCUGUUUGUAGUGAAUCCUGACAAUGGCAAUGUUCGGAUAACUGGACUUCUUGAUCGAGAAAGUAUCCCUCAAUUCAAUCUUUCUGGAGUUGCAACAUUUAUUAAUGGCACAGUGGCAGAGAAUGAUAUUCAGUUGAGGAUAAAGGUGAAAGAUCAGAAUGACAAUGCACCCAUAUUCCCCCCCAGUAUUUCACCAGGCUCUGUGUAUGAACUCAGCCCAGUAGGUACCUCUGUAAUGAGAAUAACAGCCACAGAUGCUGAUGAACCUGGGAACCCCAACUCUCAGAUUCGCUACGAAAUCAUCAACCAAGACCCUGCAGGGGCAGCAAUGUUUAGGAUCGCUCCUAAUGGAGAUGUUCUUGUAAAUGGAGCUAACCUAGACAGAGAGGCCAACCCGCAGUACACACUUACUGUAAAAGCUUCAGACCUCAACGGGGCCCCAGGAUGCAAAUCAGGAACAGCAACAUUCAAGAUCCAGCUCAAGGAUGUAAACGAUAAUGUCCCAAAACUGGAGAAGGAAGCAUAUGAAGGCAGUAUUGAGGAGAACACAGAGAAAGUGGAGGUGAUGAGAAUUAAAGCAACUGAUCUGGACGAGCAGGGCACCGACAACUGGCAAGCCAAGUUCAAUAUUGUCUCAGGCAAUGAAGGGGGCCAUUUCAGCAUUUACACUGAUCCGAACACCAACGAGGGAGUCCUGAUGCUUGACAAGGCUGUCGAUUAUGAAGAGGUGAAAGGCAUGAAUCUGGGCAUUGCGGUGGCCAAUGUGGCUCCAUACCAUCCCUCAGUGACAGGAGGUUCAUCAACAAUUGGAGUGGUGUUCCCAGGAGGAGCUUCGGGAGGUGCAGGUGGCGGUGCAGGUGGCGGUGCUGGUGGUGGCGGAGCGGGAGCAGGAUCAGGUUCGAGCAGUGGAACAUGGACGGGAGGUUCUGGCUCUUGGAGCCCAGGCAGCCCGGGUAGCGCAGGCGGCAUAAAUAGUGGUAAAGUCUACAACGUGAACAUCAAAGUAAAGAACCAGCCCGAGGGUCCACGCUUCAGCCCCAAAGUGAAAGCAAUCCCCAUUUCUGAAGAUGGCAAGACGUUCGACGUAACAAAAGUCAUUGCUACAUACCCUGCUAUUGAUGGGGAUACAAAGUUACCUGCUGAGAACGUGAGAUAUGCCAAAGGCCUUGACCCAGGAAACUGGCUGAGCAUUGAUGAGAAAACGGGUGAAAUUAGACUGAACAAACUUCCAGACCGGGAGUCACCACACUUGGUCAAUGGAACAUACACAGCUAAAGUCCUGUGUAUCAGCCAGGAUGCACCCUAUACAACAGCUACAGGCACCAUCGCCAUUCAGGUCGAGGACUUUAAUGACCACUGCCCUACUCUUACCACCAAUGUGCAGACUAUGUGCACCAUCCAGGAAGCUAUAUAUGUCACUGCAGUGGACGAAGAUGCUCCUCCUAAUGCAGCUCCUUUCACUUUCAGCAUUGUCCCAGAAAAGACCAAGGGAAAAUGGAGUGUGGAGCACUUAAAUGACACGACAGCCAUCUUAAGAUCCCAUGAGCCUCUGUGGCCUGGUCCUCGGGAAGUGACCGUGGAGGUGCGUGACGAGCAAGGGUUGUCCUGUCCAGAACCACAGGUGCUAAAGUUGGACGUGUGCAGCUGUGAUAAGAAUGGCCUGUGUGGUGUACGUGGAGCACAACAGAAGGGAGCAGUUCUUGGUAAAGCUGGAAUUGGCUUGCUCCUCCUGGGUCUCCUCAUGCUUUUGCUUAUCCCACUUCUGCUGCUGUUCUGUCAGUGUGGAGCAGCUGGCAUGGGAGGAGCCUUUGCAGAGAUGCCCUUUGAUACUAAAGAGCACCUGAUUGCCUACCAUACAGAAGGCCAAGGAGAAGACAGGGAUGUACCCUUACACCUUGCUGGACCAGAGGUUGAUUCUGGUGGCCUGGUCAACAUGGGCACUAAAGGCAGCUAUGCAGCUGCUGCUUUUGGAGCUGGUAUGGCAGGAGCAGCAGGAGGAGCAGGAGCAGGUUACAUGGCAUCUACCUUUUCGGGAGGGGGAGGCUAUCAGAUGGAGAUGACCACAAUGGACCAUGGGAUGAGUGCUGCUGGUCUAGGAAUGAUGAGAGAGGAGUUUGAUGAUGGAAUGGCCCUUUCAGGAGAGUAUUUGAAUCAGUACUAUUCACAAAAGAGUAUGGAGCUGGAUGCCACGGCCAAAAACUCCCUGCUGAUGUAUAACUACGAAGGUCAAGGUUCUCCUGUUGGUUCCAUUGGCUGCUGCAGUCUCCUCGAAUCGGACAACGAUCUGGAGUUUCUUAACAACCUUGGGCCUAAGUUCACCACUCUCGCUGAGAUAUGUGGAGGCACAAAGUUCACAAAAGAGGUUGUAGCCCCUCCAGCUGCCGCUCCACCUCCAUCUGUUCCUAAACCGAUUGUGGAACGCCCAAAAGCGGUCUCCAUUGAAACCCACCGUGUCAACACCGUUAAUGUUCCUCCCAAACCUGCGGCAUCUUCCUCUGUGCAUACAGUCGAGAAUGUAAUGGUUACAAACAGCCGUGCCUCAGUAGCAGCUGACGUAAAGCCCGCCACAACUCUGAUUAAUGUGAAGCCCAGCCAGACUCUGAUUGACGUCCAGCCAGCCCAGACUCUGAUGGUUCAGCAGCAGCCCAUGUACUACGUGGUGGAGCCGCAAGUAUCCAACACCAUGCUGUUGGCUGAGAGGCCUACUGUUGGAUUGGGGCAGAACGUGUACAUGCUGAACGGCGCUCCAAUGGCAGAGAGAGUUCUAGUGCAGGGUGCUGUUCCAGCACAGGGCACCAUUGGAGGUGGCAACAGAGUGAUGCUGCUGGAGACAGGCAGAGGAUCCACCCAGGCUCUAAACACAGGCUUGCUGCAGUCGGCUAACUUGUCGGGAUCGCAGCUACUGCUGGUGGACGGGGCUGCACAAGGUGGACAGGUCCUCCAGGGGACGCUGAAUAGAGGUGGAUUAGCUGGCUCUCAAGGCCUGUUGCUCGUAGAUGGGCAGUCAGGUCCCAUGCUGCAAGGGUCUCUCCAAAGAGGUGUUGCAACAAGCGGAUCUCAGAAUAUGCUGUUUAUGGAGGCACAGGGUGGGUCAUCUGGAGUUGUUCAUGGGUUGAUGCAGAGGGGCAUGACCUCCAGCGCAGGGUCACAGAGUGGAACUGUUGGAUUGAACACAGGCUCAGUCCAAAUAAGCGGAGUUCCAUCUACACGAAAAGUCGUCAUCCAAGAGAAGAAGGUUGUAUCAACUCAGCAAAGCUCUCUGUAAAAACGAAUGGAUAAUAAUGGAUAAUCUUCAACCUGAGUGUAGUCUACAGUGAUGCCCUUAUAGCAUUAUCUUAUGCUGCAUUCAGAAGUUUACCUGAAAAGGUUUUCAGCUCUUCCCCCCCCAUUAUGCUAUGCACAUUACAAAUGUUUCCCAAGUAACAUAACAUUUGUUUCGCAUGUAUGUAUUUUUGUUUGUUUGUUUUACAUUUGUUAUGAACUUGGGUAGUGUACUUUUUAAUAUACUAUGCAGUGUCAUAUUUCAAAUAACAGUCCCUUAUGAAGAUCCUUUGCCAUUAGUUACUUAACACUUUAUUUAGGCAUUACCUAUCUUCCUUCAGAAACUUCAGUGUUUCAGCCCUUGUGUCUAUUUUAACAUCCACUUGAAAUUGAUCCAAAGUAAUAAGGUGUUUUGUGGAAAAUAGCUUGAGGCAUAAAAACUACUACACAGAUAUAUUGGUGUGAGUGUGUGAACCUGCUAUGACUACUACACUUUUAUAGCUGUGUAUAACUUUAUUUUUGUAAAAUGUAAACUGCUUUAAAAGUAAGGUCAAAAAGUUAAGGUCAUUUAGUGUGAAUAUUUGAAAAUAAUUUGUACUUUGUUCUCUUUGCGCUUUGCACUGCUUUUAACAAGAUGGAACCUAAAUAUCUGGAUCCCAACGGCUGAAGUUAUUUACACACUGCAGUCACUAAUUACACUAAGGUGAAACGAUGCUAAACACUGAACUCUAAACCAGGAUUCAAAUUCUGGAACACUGUUACAUGCUUUCAUGUGUUUUUGUGCUUGUGAUUAAUAAGAAAUAUUUGCAUUUUGCUAGGUACGUUGUGAAUAUUGUUGUACAAAUUUUGACUUUUUUUUGGCAAUAACUUUUUCAAGGGCUUUUGCUGACUUGAACUUUUAGUUUUUUAGUUUUUAGUUUUAAAUUUAGAGUUAUAGCAGCUAUAAAUAUUUUUUCUGUUUUGAAAGAUUGAAUGUACUCUGCUAUAAACUGCCUUUUUUUUUUUUUUUUUUUUUUUUAGCUAGUGGGCCAAAAUUCUGGAUCUGUCUGUUUUUAUAUUUGGGUAUGGUACUGGAAUAUCGGCAGUUAUUUUGUCUUGUUUACCGAAGACUGGAAUACCAAAAAUUAAUAAAAAAAGAUUAAAAAAGCA